AUGUCCUUGCAGGCCAUCAUGUCCUACCUCUUCGACUUCAGCAAUGGGGACAAGGCUGAGACCCCGCAGCGCCCUUGGCGAUCCUAUUUCGACCUCAUCGUGGUGGACACCCGCAAGCCGCUCUUCUUCGCCGAAGGCACUGUCCUGCGCCAAGUCAACACGGACACGGGGAAGCUGCGCAUCGGGACGUACACCGGCCCACUCCAGCACUGCGCCGUCUACUCCGGCGGCUCCUCGGACUUGGUGUGUGACCUGCUGGGCGUGAAGGGCAAAGACAUCCUCUACAUGGGGGACCACAUCUUCGGGGACAUCCUCAAGUCCAAGAAGCGGCAGGGCUGGCGCACCUUCCUGGUGGUGCCCGAGCUGGCCCGCGAGCUGCAGGUCCUGGACGAGGGGAAGAAGAGUGAGCUGUUUGAGGAGCUGCGGAGCCUGGACCUCUUCCUGGCGGACCUGUACCAGCACUUGGACAGUGGCAGCAGCGAGCGCCCGGACAUCAGCUCCAUCAAGCGUCGGAUCCAGAAAGUCACGCACGAGAUGGACAUGUGCUACGGGAAGAUGGGCAGCCUCUUCCGCUGCGGCUCACGCCAGACACUCUUUGCUAACCAGCUGAUGCGCUACGCAGACCUCUACGCCGCCUCUUUCAUCAACUUCCUCUACUACCCCUUCAGCUACCUCUUCCGGGCAGCCCCCAUCCUGAUGGCACACGAGUCGACGGUGGAGCACGGCCGCCUGGACACAGGGGAGGCAGGCACAGCUCUGGCACCCUGGCUGGCCCGGCAUGGCCACCCCGGCGAGCAGGUCGCUGGGGUCCCCCAGGACUCCAGCGGGGAGGAGGAUGAUGACGGAGAAGCCUGA
This is a messenger RNA of Gavia stellata (red-throated loon), 855 nucleotides long. RefSeq names its product cytosolic purine 5'-nucleotidase-like. The record is from RefSeq and is a predicted model, not a curated record. The transcript is spliced from 9 exons. Gene Ontology annotation, molecular function: 5'-nucleotidase activity. Bases 1 to 855 code for a protein of 284 amino acids. Lineage: Eukaryota; Metazoa; Chordata; Aves; Gaviiformes; Gaviidae.